Molecule: messenger RNA, 2089 nt
Organism: Erigeron canadensis
Lineage: Eukaryota; Viridiplantae; Streptophyta; Magnoliopsida; Asterales; Asteraceae
Product: zeta-carotene desaturase, chloroplastic/chromoplastic
Exons: 14
Coding region: 218-1984 (588 amino acids)
Biological process (GO): carotenoid biosynthetic process
Molecular function (GO): 9,9'-di-cis-zeta-carotene desaturase activity
Source: RefSeq, a predicted model, not a curated record
AGCAUCUCCAUAUUCCCAGAUUCUUUUUUCAUCCAUUACACAAUUUAUAAACCUUCAAAUUUCACUCACAAUUUCCAUUUCCAUUUCCAUUCACUUCUCCUCUCUAUUUCUAUUUCUAUUUCUAUUUCUAUCUAUAUAUGUAUCUAUAUCUAUAGAUAAGAGACUAUACACACAUAGUGAGUGAGUGUGUGUGAAGUUUGUUACUAGUUAGUUACAAAUGGCCACGUCAUCAACAUCAUCAACAUUUUUUCCGGCGACUUCUGCUGCCGGAGCUCGGAAUUCAUUUCCGACGACUACUGAUACGUUCAUACAGUAUCGCCGGAACCGUCAAUUGAGUCGGUUAAAGGUUUAUACAAAAAAGUCUCUUGUUGUUAGGUCGGAUUUGGAUAAAGAUGUUUCAGAUAUGAGAAAUAAUGCUCCAAAAGGCUUAUUUCCACCAGAACCUGAACAUUAUCGGGGGCCCAAAUUGAAGGUGGCCAUCAUAGGUGCCGGCCUUGCUGGCAUGUCAACUGCCGUAGAGCUUUUGGAUCAAGGGCACGAGGUAGAUAUAUACGAGUCAAGGACCUUCAUUGGUGGGAAAGUGGGUUCGUUUGUUGAUAAACGUGGAAACCACAUUGAAAUGGGACUACACGUUUUCUUUGGUUGCUACAAUAAUCUUUUUCGUCUUCUGAAAAAGGUUGGUGCUGAGAGGAACCUCCUUGUAAAGGAUCACACUCACACUUUUGUCAACAGAGGAGGAGAACUUGGUGAACUUGAUUUCCGUUUUCCUGUUGGAGCACCGUUACAUGGAAUUAAUGCAUUUUUGACUACGAAUCAGCUUAAGCCUUAUGAUAAAGCCAGAAAUGCCGUGGCUCUUGCGCUAAGUCCAGUCGUAAGGGCUCUUGUAGAUCCAGAUGGUGCAAUGACACAAAUACGGAACCUAGAUAAUGUUAGCUUCUCUGAAUGGUUUAUGUCUAGAGGGGGAACACGUGCGAGUAUCCAAAGAAUGUGGGAUCCUGUUGCUUAUGCUCUUGGAUUUAUUGACUGCGAUAAUAUCAGUGCACGUUGUAUGCUCACCAUUUUCUCAUUAUUUGCCACUAAGACCGAAGCCUCCUUGUUGCGCAUGCUUAAGGGUUCUCCGGAUGUCUAUCUUAGUGGUCCUAUUAGAGACUAUAUUGUAGAGAAAGGAGGAAGGUUUCAUCUGAGAUGGGGGUGCCGAGAGAUUCUUUAUGAGAAAUCAGCUAAUGGAGACACAUAUGUUACAGGUCUUGCUAUGUCUAAGGCUACGCAAAAGAAAAUUGUGAAGGCAGACGCAUAUAUAGCAGCAUGUGAUGUCCCUGGUAUUAAAAGACUUCUGCCAUCUAAUUGGCGUGAUUGGGAAUUCUUUGAUGACAUCUACAAACUAGUUGGUGUUCCCGUUGUCACUGUGCAACUUCGAUAUGAUGGCUGGGUAACAGAAAUGCAGGACCUAGAACGAUCUCGGCAAUUGAGGCAGGCUGCAGGGUUGGACAAUCUACUUUACACUCCAGAUGCAGAUUUUUCUUGUUUUGCUGAUCUGGCACUAGCUUCACCUGAAGAUUACUACAUUGAGGGACAAGGAUCAUUGCUCCAAUGUGUGCUGACUCCAGGGGACCCAUACAUGCCUUUGCCAAAUGAAGAAAUUAUAAGACGGGUUACAGAACAGGUUUUGACGCUAUUCCCAUCUUCCCAAGGUUUGGAGGUUACCUGGUCAUCUGUGGUCAAGAUUGGGCAAUCUUUGUAUCGAGAGGGACCUGGUAAAGAUCCAUUUAGACCUGAUCAGAAGACACCAGUAAAGAAUUUUUUCCUGGCCGGUUCAUAUACAAAACAGGACUAUAUAGACAGCAUGGAAGGAGCAACUUUAUCAGGCAGACAAGCUUCUGCAUUUGUAUGUGAUGCAGGGGAAGAACUUGUGGCCUUAAGGAAAUUAAUUACCGCCAUCGAAUCCGUUGACACAAUUGGUGUUGACGAACUUACUCUUGUUUGAGGUGAUGUAAGUCAGAAUUAUAGUGUAUACUUCUUACGUAUAUUUAUAUUGGUCAAGAGGAUGUAAGAAUAUACAUUAGUAAUCUAUCAUUUUAUUCAUGAGCUA